AACGCACAUGCAGCGGGGUACAGCUUCGCUUGAACUUUCCAGCAGCCGGAGCUGAUGCACCAACUAAUUAUUUUACUUGACCUACACAAGCAAAACAGUAGUUGUGCGUUGCGCUGUGGAUAAGGAGGAAGACGGCAGGGUGAAGCUUCCAUGGCCGUUCAACGUCCUCUUCCGGUCUCAGAGUGAGGCCCUUCCCUAGAUUGUUUUUUCCAGUUAGCCCGGAAAGCCGUCAGCUGGCAGAAAUAUAUCUGCCGAAGGUCUUUGCUGGGGAUAGUUGACACUUCUUCAACCUUCCGAAGAAAAGUCACUGCUAGCUUUGCCUGUGCUUGUGGAGAGCAGUGUCGCUGAAGUUCGGUUACCUACUGGCCGAAAAGUGGGAGAGAGUCUAUUCUGUUCGGGCUUUCUUCUUGGCUUUGGAGGCAUUGUGGCCAAAUUUUAAUUUUCUCAACGGUAGUUUAUUGCGGUCUGAACGAAAUUUAUUUGGCAAGACUUGGCCGUCUCGACUGCACAGGGUAUCCCUGCGACACUUACUCAGCCUUGCGCUUGACCUCACGUCCUCGUGUCCACAGCUAGAUGGCGGACAGCGGGGAUGAGCAAGUGGAGGCUCUCGCCUCGCCCAGCGCGGAUGCCGAGGCUCCCGAGUCGCCGGCAGCGGACAGCGAGCCUGAGGCAGAUGCCCGUGGCAGUGGCUCGGACACAGAAGACACUGCUGCAACCGAGGAAGAAGAGAAGCAAGAUGUCGAGGAAACUGAAGAGACGAUGGACGACGUUGUGGUGACGCAGAUCAAAAGAGGCUGUGAUGAUGACGAUGAUGAUGAAGAUGAGGACGACAUGGACGACCCCAAAGUUGUGCGAACAAUGGAGCUGAGUAGGAGCUGGCAUGGUUCUCUGGAUAGACCAAGUACAGCGCCAGCCGGGUCAAGCAAAUCCGUAGAGUCACUCGGCAGACUUAUGGAAGAAGAUGGCCUCCCUGAAAAUCUGGGUGGCUCACAUGAGUUGCUGGACGUUACUUACCAGAAGUCUAAGAUCGAUGUCAAGCCAGUAGGUCGCAGGCCUGGUCAAAUUCGCCAGCGGCGAUCCAUGUCCGACAUUUAUGUGGCUGAUUUGUGGGCCAAGGGUGCUCCUUACGACAGUGAUGAUGAAGAUGACGGUGCGGCGGCUGAUGGUGGUGGUAGUGCGUCGUCAGCGAGAAGAAUGCCAGGCAUGGGUGGUCCCAUGGGCAUGAUGGGUGGUCCAAGGAUGGGCUUUGGUCUGCCACCUGGCGGCCUCGGAGGCUUCAAGGGACUCAAGCCAAGCGGUGGUUCCUCUGCGUCGCCGCGGCCUUCUGCAAACACUGCAAGCGGAGAUGCAAGCUCAGAAUUGUUGCGGAAGGUAAAAGCUCCAAGAGGUUCCAUGCCAAAUAUGAUGCUUGAAAAGGAGAAGAGCCGUGAUGAAAGCCCAGCACAAAAUGCGUUUGGAAACUUUCGUCUCAAGCAGACUGGAAGCAGACCAUCGGUUGAGGCACAGGCGUCACAGGAUUCCAGUGCAGCAACACCGUCACCCUUUGGCCAGGUCAAGCUCAAGUCGCGCAAUACGGGAACAAACACAUCGGUACCAAAGGCAGAUGAAGGGAAAUCAGCAUUUGAGGCAGCUAUGUUGAAAAGAAAAGCUAUGGAUGGCACGAGGACCGACUCCACUGCUUCCGACGCCGGGUCCAACGGCAACGUGUUUGGCGGUGUACUGAAGAAAACGAGCACGACGAGAUCACCGCGUACCUCCACAACGGGUGCACACAACAUCAGCGCCGCCGGUGCUGCUACGGCGUCUUCGGCCGUGCAUGGCUCGCCGACCAAGGCCAACCCGUUCGCCGGAGUGCUGAAGACCGACAAGGGCCACACACCAGCCAACCCUCGCGCUGACAUGGGCUCGCGCUCAACGGCUGCCAAGGCCAGUCUGUUUGGAGAGACGGCACAGAAGGGUGGUGGAGUUUCGGCUGCUCGGUCGAGAUUCUCUUCCACAUCCCAGGGCUCGCCCUUGCCAAACAUAAAGAGAGAAAGCAAAGCUGGCGAUGGUGAUUCCGGUAAUGACGGUCCCUCCAAAUCAAACCCGUUCGAGGGCGUGCUUCGGAAAGGCGUCAGCAAACCCAAACCCCAGGAAUCGAAUGAGGAACGCGAAGCACCUGGAACACUUCCGUUUGCCGUCAGCGAAAGCAAUAUCUCGCCGUUUGGACCGUGCGUACGCCAGAGAGCGGCAUCCACGGCUGAUUCCUACUUCAUCACCAGAAGAAAUUCUGAUCAGUCUCCCGUUCAGGACAAUCCACGGCAUGCUAUCACUGGGCGAUCUAUGAGUACAUCCGUCUCGGCCACGGCUUUGGCUUUGGGCAAACGACCGUCUUCUCCAUCUUGUAUGAACUCCGGCCAGAAGGACUUCAUACCCAAGUAUGGUUUGCCGUCGGAUAUCAAGCGAAUGAAUAGCAGUCCCGCUUCCUCGCCCAACCUGUCCGCAAAGGCUGCCAGAUGGAAUCAGAAAAACACAACAACGACGGCGACGAUUUCACCGAACAACAACAAUAACAGCAAUAACGCUGUCAACUUCAGUCGCGCUUCGCCGCUGCUCAAACAGGAGCCACUUGGCCUGCCCAGGACGACUGGCGUGCCCAAGUCACCGAGUAUCAGCAAGCCGACGGAUGACGUCCCGGAGUGGAAGAAGAAGUUGAAGAGCAAGGCGGCCGAGCGGCAGGCUCAGCAAGCGUCCGGCACGCCCGACGCCAAGAAGGACAACGUCCCGGAGUUCCAGCGUGUUGCCCUGCGCAAGACUGGCGGCACGGGCAAGUGAUUUCCAGUGUAGGUGCUAGUGUGAUAAUAGCAGUGUGUGUGUGUUUCUUGCAUGGAGCGGCGGCAGCGGUGGUCUGUUGGGAUAGCUCUGUGGACCCGUUGAGGACAAGAGACACCGCACUGUUGCUGUGUCGCUGUUGCAGUUGCUACCGGCAGUGUUGUCAUGUCGACCCUGAUCACCGUGUGAUGCAGUGAUUCAGAUUGUGGCCCUGUUCCUGGCAUAUGAUCUCUAGCAUGUCCGUGUGUGUGUGUGUGUGUGUGUGUGUGUGUACAUUUAACUUUGUGAUGCUGCUCGUGCCCCUGCUAGUGGCACACACCUCACCUUCAGUUCCCUUCCCAAUGUCCAAUGAAGACUGAAGCAAGGCUACAUUACAAUGGGUGAUUGGGAUUUAAGUGGCUUUACCUUGCUGGCUUCUCGGCCAUCGGCACGGUACGGGCGACCAUCACACGUGACUUUUCGGCCGCAGAAUCGCUACUUUUCUUGUUUCUUCUCCCAUCCGCUUUAUAUGAAAAUAUGCUAUUUAUAAACAGUUCUUGCGACGUACGCGUGGGGCUCGACCUGCGCUGUGUCCAGUUUGUGCGUGUGCGUGCCAGUGGCCCCAGGCAGUUCACAACAGAAUUCUCUGCUUGCAGUGUAGGUGUUGCUUCUUGGUGUCUAUCUUCGUUCCGGGUCAUAGCCGUGGGGCGACAUUGAGAAUUUCUUUUAAUUAUUGAAUGUAUACUAGAGAGAGAAUAAUAGAAAAGUGACAGCCGUAUAAUUUUUUUCUACAGCUUCCGGCUUGUCGACGUUGCUCAGUUUGCAUAUUAUAAUAUUAUGUCUAUGCUCUGGCUGGUACGCGGAUCAUGCAAACGGCUGCGGUUCGCCUGUGAUGCAGAUUGCUGGUGAGCAAUGCUGCUGUAAGCUAGUCCCUUGCCUUUUAGCCAUUUUACUAAUAUUUUACUAAUAUUUUUAUGCCCUUCCCUGGUCGACAGGGUGGCCUCUGGCUAUGCCGAGCCCCUGCAGAAUUAGAUCUAUAAACUUUUAAAUGUG
This is a messenger RNA of Sycon ciliatum, 3843 nucleotides long. RefSeq lists its product as uncharacterized. The transcript has 12 exons. The coding region runs from base 574 to 2814 and encodes 746 amino acids. NCBI's taxonomy places the organism in Eukaryota, Metazoa, Porifera, Calcarea, Leucosolenida, Sycettidae. The record is from RefSeq and is a predicted model, not a curated record.